AUGGAGGAGCAGGAUCUUGCAGAAAUCCUCAAACGCUCGCCCCACUUCUGGAAACGUUACCAUGCCUUCUGGAAACGCUCACCAGCCUUCUGGAAGCGCAGUGCCUUCUGGAAAAGGGCACCUUUCUGGACAGCCCACGAGUUGGAAAUGGCCAGCAUUUACCGCUUAGGGCUCCUCGUUCUUCUAGUGGCGGCCACUAUUGCUGAGGAAGCUGCAAGGGAACGGGCAACUGCAACGAGGACACAGCAGCCAGACCUACUGGUGCAGGAACCCGAGGAAGGAGACGCUGUCUUCUCCAGCCUAGUGGAGGACAGAAACGCCACGGACGGUGAUGAUGACGCUAUGGAGGAGGAUCUUGCAGAAUUCCUCGAACGUCCUCCUCACUUCUGGAAGCAGUACCGUGCCUUCUGGAAACACUCCCUAGCAUUUGGGAAGCUCCAUGCCUUCUGGAAAAGGGCUUUAUUCGAGUAA
Messenger RNA from Dibothriocephalus latus, 471 nucleotides. The record is from the annotation of a GenBank genome assembly. Lineage: Eukaryota; Metazoa; Platyhelminthes; Cestoda; Diphyllobothriidea; Diphyllobothriidae.